AUGCUGUCCUCCUUGUUCACUUCCCCUUCCACGUGGGUUGCUCUAACCCUAUCCCUGCUCCCCGCCGUCCUCGGCUCGCCUAUCAUCUCAAAGAGAGCAAAGGGUGCCUGGCUAGGUCUGAACACCAACUUCCCAGACCCGAGUUUCAUGAAAGCAGCCGAUAACAAAUGGUACGCUUUCGGCACGAAUGGGAAUGGCAAGCGUAUUCAAGUCGCAAGGUCUGAUGAUUUCAAGACAUGGACCUUGCUGAACGUUGAGGCCCUCCCAACUCUUUCAACCUGGGAAACAGACCGAGACCACUGGGCUCCAGACGUAGUCCUCCGGGAUGACGGGAAGUAUGUCAUGUACUACUCAGGCGAAGCCAAAUCAAACGUGGGCCACCAUUGUGUCGGCACAGCCGUAGCGGACAAACCCGCAGGACCAUACGUCCCAAGCAACACGCCUCUCUCCUGUCGAUUGGACCGCGGCGGAUCAAUCGAUCCAGCCGGAUUCAAAGACAAAGACGGAAGCCGAUACGUCGUGUUCAAAGUCGACGGCAACAGCGUCGGUCACGGCGGCGAUUGCAACAACGGCAUCGAGCCAUUAGUUGGCACGCCGAUCUUGCUGCAGAAGGUCGCUGCUGAUGGUGUUACUCCCAUCGGUGAUGCGGUGCAGAUUCUUGAUCGGUCCACGGCCGAUAAUGAUGGGCCGCUUGUUGAGGCGCCGAAUCUGAUUCUGCAUGGUGAUACUUAUUUCUUGUUUUAUUCUACGCAUUGCUUUACUGAUCCUAAGUAUGAUGUGCGCUGGGCUACUGCUAGCAGUAUUACUGGUCCUUAUACUAAGACGAAUGUUCCUUUGAUCAAUGCUCAGAAUUCCGGGCUUCUUUCGCCUGGUGGUGGGAAUGUUUGUGGGUGUGGUGAUCGGAUGUUGUUCCAUGGUUUCUGUACUGAGGCGAGGACUGAUCGGUGCAUGUAUGUGGCUGAUGUGACUCUGAAUGGGAAGACGGCGGCUAUUGCUUGA
This is a messenger RNA of Penicillium canescens, 999 nucleotides long. Its product is annotated as glycoside hydrolase family 43 protein. Gene Ontology annotation, molecular function: hydrolase activity, hydrolyzing O-glycosyl compounds. Lineage: Eukaryota; Fungi; Ascomycota; Eurotiomycetes; Eurotiales; Aspergillaceae. The transcript has 2 exons. Gene Ontology annotation, biological process: carbohydrate metabolic process. The record is from RefSeq and is a predicted model, not a curated record. Bases 1 to 999 code for a protein of 332 amino acids.